This is a messenger RNA of Lagopus leucura (white-tailed ptarmigan), 973 nucleotides long. Its product is annotated as dual specificity protein phosphatase 13-like. The coding region runs from base 216 to 824 and encodes 202 amino acids. The record is from RefSeq and is a predicted model, not a curated record. Gene Ontology annotation, cellular component: cytoplasm. Gene Ontology annotation, molecular function: protein tyrosine/serine/threonine phosphatase activity; MAP kinase phosphatase activity. NCBI's taxonomy places the organism in Eukaryota, Metazoa, Chordata, Aves, Galliformes, Phasianidae. Gene Ontology annotation, biological process: negative regulation of MAPK cascade; protein dephosphorylation. The transcript has 4 exons.
UGGUGCCCUGGACAGCAGUGUUCCAGAAGAGAGCCAGGGGGUAGUGCAUCAUCCCUGGCUUCACAGACAUCCACAGCCAAGUUGGAAAUUUCGGUAGGAGCCUGUGGAGGGCAGCGCUGUCUUGCUGGGGAUAGUGCACAGAAUAGCUCAAAGAUGCCAGCUGCUAAGAAAAGCUGUCUCUGAUACAACCUGAGUGUGUGCAAGAGAGGAGCAAGAUGCUUCACACCAGAGACAACUCCUUUCCAAGCAGCAGCGCAGGCGUCCCAGCAUCCUACGAAACACCAGCACUAGCAGACCUCCAGAGACUGAUUUGGUUCAGAGGAGGGUCUGAUAACCAUGUGGACCAAGUCUGGCCAAAUAUUUACCUGGGAGAUGCGUGGGCUGCUAGGAGUAUAACUACUAUUCAAAGCCUCAACAUAACUCAUAUCCUUAAUGCAGCGGAUGGGCCAUAUAGCAUCAACACAGGAGCCAAAUAUUACAAAGAUCUGCAAAUAGAGUACUUCGGAAUAGAAGCAUUUGAUGAUCCUUCCUUUGAUUUAAGUAUCUUCUUCUACGAUGCUGCCAAUUUCAUAGGCAAAGCCUUAAACACUUCAGGAGGUAAAGUUUUUGUUCACUGUGCCAUGGGGGUGAGCCGCUCUGCAACAUUAGUGCUUGCCUUUUUGAUGAUCCAUGAAAACAUGACGCUCGUGGACGCUCUGAAAACGGUGGGUUCUCACAGAGACAUCUGCCCAAACACAGGGUUUCUCAGCCAGCUGCGAGAACUGGACAUUAAAUUAAGCGAAGAGAGGAAAAGAACCAGAGAACCUGCUAGCAAAGCACUGUAAAACAGUAUCACGAAAAAAGAGAGGACAAAACAUGACUUGAAUUUCCUGGAUCUCUUUGAAAUGAAUUGCAUUUGCAAACUAAGGAUAUAAGUUUAAGAUGCUCUAGAUUGUAUGUUGUUACUAAAAAUACAUUUUACCUGACCUUCCCA